AUGCAAUGCCAUUUUAUUUUAAUAGUUGUACAUCAAAAUAAUUCCAUACAUCCGAUAUGUGCACAUUUAGUAAAUGUUGAUAGUCUCAUUAUCAAUCCAGCAAUAAUUAUUGAAAUGGCCUGUCCAUGCAAUUCUGGGUGGUUGGCUUCAAAAACAUUCUGUUUAAUUGAUUUGCAGAAACAAUUGCCAUUGCUCUAUCAACAAAUUGAGGUUCUAGAAUAUUUCUCCUUGACAAAAUCCACAAGCUUUGCCCAUUGA
This is a messenger RNA of Clunio marinus, 258 nucleotides long. The record is from the annotation of a GenBank genome assembly. Lineage: Eukaryota; Metazoa; Arthropoda; Insecta; Diptera; Chironomidae.